AUGCAAUCCGCCGACGAUGACACCACUGCUCCUCCUCGUCCGACGGAGUUUAAUCUCCAGGUCCGCCAACUAAAGUUGACUAAAACCGGGGAUGCAGAGUCGUUCACCGUCGGGGCAGCAGCAGCCAUAGCUGCAGAAAAGAGACGGUCCCCGCCCAACGAUACGGGGAAAACGAUUGCGGACAUGCAAAAGGUCGAGCUAGAGUGGAGCAUCAGAGCAUCAUACUAUUCGUCCAGCAUGGCCCGCACGAGUUGGCAUCUCUCUACGCAAAGAGACAUUCUGGUUGGAGCGCAAUGCCUUGCAAGCCAAGAUUGCUGCAAAGGACCUCCCGGCAAGCCAUAUACGCCUCUUUUUCCCCUCAUGGUUGGAUCCCGUUUCUACCUACCAGCCGGCAAGCCAACCCGCGGACUAAACACGGAUACUCCGGAUAGAACGAAACUCUCCCUAGAAGUUGCGGACGAACAUGCAAUAGUACAACAGCCACCCGAUCCAGGGGCGAAUUGA
Messenger RNA from Aspergillus piperis CBS 112811, 504 nucleotides. RefSeq lists its product as uncharacterized. The coding region runs from base 1 to 504 and encodes 167 amino acids. Lineage: Eukaryota; Fungi; Ascomycota; Eurotiomycetes; Eurotiales; Aspergillaceae. The transcript is spliced from 3 exons. The record is from RefSeq and is a predicted model, not a curated record.